Plasmodium inui San Antonio 1 is the source of this 384-nucleotide messenger RNA. RefSeq lists its product as hypothetical. The transcript has a single exon. The record is from RefSeq and is a predicted model, not a curated record. The coding region runs from base 1 to 384 and encodes 127 amino acids. NCBI's taxonomy places the organism in Eukaryota, Apicomplexa, Aconoidasida, Haemosporida, Plasmodiidae.
AUGGAUUGGAUGAGAGAGCACGGCUCGGUUAGCAGCCUGAGGAGCGACGCGGCGAAUAGCGUGCGGAGCCGCACACACGUGAGCGAGGUUGUGAUGGAGAGUGACGUGUUGGGUGAAACUUCCCGUGGUGAAGAAAGUUUCAUUAUGGCUACCCAAGAAAUGAGUGCCAUCUUUGCCAGCGUGCACAUGGAGGAAAGGAAGAAGUCAGUCCAAAUACAAGAGAACCUAAAGAAUUACUGCACAGAACUAGCUAAUGACUGCAGAGUACGUGCACACUAUGUACAAAAGCAAUGUUCCGAGGUGCAAAGGGAAGCGACUGCUUCUUCUGUUCGUAAGGAGAAAUCAUAUCUUCGUAAUUUAAGGAAGCUGACGAAGAAGGGGUAG